AUGGGUGAAAAUUCUCCUGUUGUUGCUCAGGCAUCGAAUGUCUAUUUAUUUAAAAAUGGUUACGGUAUGAUUGUAAAGACAUUCGAGUUGCCACCAAAUAAAAAUGACGGAAAGUGUUUGGAAAUAGUCGAUCCACCAUUGGCACCUGUUCAUGGCACAUUUUGGAUACAAACGACACCUAAUGUUUCGGUGUAUUCAAUUAGUACGAAAAAGACACAAAAAUCAGAGGAUAAGAAGUGUGUCAACAUCGAAGAAUUGGUGGAGGCAAAUAUUGGAGAAAAUGUUGAAUUACUAACAACGGGUCUCGAAUCAAUCGGGACACCUCAAUGGAUAACUGGUACAAUAAAAUCUACUCAAAAAUAUGACGAAAACAUGACAAAGACAACCAGCAGUGUAUUUGGAAGAACAGCAGCAGUAUCACCGCAUGGUCAUUUAGUAUUUUUCGAAGGUCCUGGUGAUCGAGGUCUUAUGGCCGUGCCAAUGUCUUAUAUUCUCUCUAUUCGUUCACCUAAUCUAAAAACAAAUUAUCAGCGGAAAAUCGACACAAAUUGUCUUUCCAUUGACUACAAAAAUGACACGGAUACAAAUGGUCACGGCUUAAUGAAAUAUCUUACAUUUGGUAUUACAUGGGCACCAUCAUACAACAUCAAUCUGAUUACGUCAUCUGACAACAGUGUUAAACUACUUCGUUUAUCAUCAAAAUGUGUUGUGCUGAAUGAUAUUGAAAAUAUCCAAAUCGAUCAAUUGUCGUGCAUCGUCGGGCAUCCGAACAUGUCGAAAUUUGUCAGUGUAAUCGAUCCAUUGAUGGGUACACAAACGGUGCAACAAUUUCUUGACCAAUUGAGCGGAUGCGAAACAAGUGUUGUUAGUCGAGCCGUUAAUUACGCAUCACAAAUCACGUCUAAUUCGAUCAUGACACAACAAGCAUAUUUUCCUCCAAGGAUCCCAAAACCACAAAGGAGUAUUAGUGAUAACGAAGACGCGACGGAUGGUGCUGAUGUGGUUGCAGUAGAUGAUUUGCAUUUGUAUGAAUUUAAAAAUAUUUUAUUACAAGAGAAAGAGAGAAUUUUAUUACCGAUAUUUGAUAUUGAAGUACCGUAUAAAGAUGUUUAUCAUUGUAAAAUUGAUCCAAACCAACAACAAUAUCGAUCAUCCCCAUCUAUGAAUUAUGCUGAUGAACAAAAACAAAAUGCAGAAGUUUGGCAUAGUGUCGAGUUCGACAAUAAAUCCAAUUAUAUAUUAACAACAGCGCCUGUAUUAAUCACACGCGACGAUCAGCAAUUUAUCGGUCAAGACACACUGACUUAUACACUCAAAAAUUCUUCAACGUUUGUCAAUUUAACAAAAGCAUUGGACAUCCGGGUGACAUUUGAUGAAAAAGUAAACGGAGCUGCUAGUGGUAGUGGUAGUCGACUUUCAAUGUUAAAAGUAAAUUAUAUAAAGGAAAUAUUAGAUGGUAUCAUCACCGUGAUAAACUAUAAAUUUGAACCGGUAACUGUGGUCAUUAAAAUUCAACUUCACGGCCAGUUGUCAAACUUUUCAUUGAAACCAAAGAUCGAUGCUGUUAAAAGUGGUCCAGUAAUUGCAAAUGCAAUGCACGAUUUAAGAUGGGAAGUACAAGUUGAUCCACAACAAACACUAGACAUUAAAUAUUCAAGAACUUUUAAUCGACGACAAUAG
Messenger RNA from Didymodactylos carnosus, 1680 nucleotides. The record is from the annotation of a GenBank genome assembly. NCBI's taxonomy places the organism in Eukaryota, Metazoa, Rotifera, Eurotatoria, Philodinida, Philodinidae.